Paraglomus brasilianum is the source of this 963-nucleotide messenger RNA. The record is from the annotation of a GenBank genome assembly. Lineage: Eukaryota; Fungi; Glomeromycota; Glomeromycetes; Paraglomerales; Paraglomeraceae.
AUGCCCGACAUUACAGUUACUGUCAAAUGUGCAAACGACACCAAAUAUUCCGUCACUAUAGACACUUCCAAGACGGUUCUUGACUUCAAGAAAGCAAUUGCAGAGAACUGUGAUACUCCUCCAGAGAGACAGAGGUUAAUUUACUCUGGGCGAGUACUGAAGGACACUGAUAAUUUGGAGACUUACAAGAUCGCUGACGGACAUACUGUUCACAUGGUUCGAGGAGCACCACCUGGUGGUUCAUCUUCAUCCCAACAAUCAAGCAAUAAUAAUAGCUCUCAACAACAAUCUGCCCCGCCACCACAAAAUGCUCAGCCUAUGUUCAAUCCAUUUGCAAAUCUAGGCGCUCCCUUUGGGACGCCCCCAUUUACAAACACGACGGCUCCUAGUGCCACCGGCGCUCCAUUGCCAUUCGGAGACUUGUUUAAUAAUCCGGCAUUUUUACAGCAACUCACCCAAAUGAUGUCCGAUCCAGCUGUUUUAGACGCUGUGAUAGCAUCAAAUCCGCAACUGGCAGAUAUGGGUUCACAAGUGAGGGCAGCAAUGCAGAAUCCAGCACUACAAUCAAUGAUGGCGAAUCCAGACUUUAUUAGGCGUAUGACGGAGAUGUACGCGACGAUGAUGACACCUCCGACGGACUUUGCCAAUGUUAUGGGCGGAUUAGGGACUCAAGGUGCACCUGGGGCGAACCCUGGAUUUAAUGCGAGCGCAAAUACCGGGACGACAAAUACGCCGAGUGACUCCACUAAUGCAGCGUCGACUAAUACAACGAAUACCUCAAAUCCGACAGCAGCACCAAACCCCUUUCUCAAUCUUUUCAAUCCAGCAGAGAGGUACCAAGUGCAGUUACAACAGUUGAAUGAAAUGGGUUUCUGGGAUGCGCAGAGGAACAUCAGGGCUUUAUUGGCUUGUGGGGGAAAUGUUAAUGCUGCUAUUGAGUACUUGUUGAGCGACAGACAGUAA